AUCAUCAAAGGGUUCCCACUUCACCGACAGGCGACGCCGCUGUUUGUUUGUUGCCACUUCCGGGCGAGCCGUCGGUGCAUUUUCUGCACGAUCACAUCCCUGGUAGAGGAGGAGGAGGAGGAGGAGGAGGAGGAGGGAGAGGAAGAGGAGAGGAAAAGAAGUUGAGCAGCAUCGAUGCUUCGUGCAGGAAGGAUGGAGGAGUUUGUGACGGAGGAAGAGGAGCCGUGGUACGACCAGCGGGACCUGGAGCAAGACCUGCACUUGGCUGCAGAGCUCGGGAAAACUCUUCUGGAGCGCAACAAGGAGCUGGAAGAUUCCCUCCAACAGAUGUACGUCAACAAUGAGGAGCAGGUCCAGGAGAUUGAGUACCUCUCCAAGCAGCUGGAGAUGCUGAGGGAGAUGAACGAGCAGCACGCCAAGGUGUACGAGCAGCUGGACGUCACCGCCAGGGAGCUGGAAAUCACCAACGAGAAGCUGGUGCUGGAGAGCAAGGCCUCGCAGCAGAAAAUAGACAGGUUGACGGGCACCAUGGAGACGCUGCAGGGUCAGGUGGACAGUCUGACGGCUCGCGUGGAGGAGCUGCGGACCCUGGAGGAGCUCAGGGUCCACAGGGAGAAGAAGGAGCGCCGCAAGACCGUCCACUCGUUCCCCUGCCUCAAGGAGCUCUGCACCGCGCCGAGGUAUGAAGACGGUUUCCUGCUGGCCAAUCCGGGCAGCGUGGACCUGGCUGAGCGGGAGCCGCUGGACGAAGAGAACGACCGCCUCCGAGACAUCGUGUCCUCCCUGCGCUCGGCCAUGGCCUCGGAGCGCUCCCUGCGGGAGAGCGCCGAGCGGGAGUGCGCCACCGUGCUGCAGGAGUUCGAGCGCCUGGAGCAGCGGCUCCUGGGCGCCGAGGGCUGCCAGCUGCGCGUCCAGGAGCUGGAGGCCGAGCUGCAGGAGAUGCAGCAGCUCAGGAAGUCCCGCAUGUGUCUGAUCGGGGACAUGGAGGACGGCCUGGAGACGCUGCUCAGCAACGGCCCCGAGACGGACACCCCGGAGGACGGCGCGGGGCUGGAGGAGGGCGGCGAGGGGGGCGGGGAGGCCGGCGGGACGGGGCAGCAGGGCGUCCCCGUGAGGAAGAGCUGCAGCGACACCGCCCUCAACGCCAUCUCGGCCCGCGACGCCUCGGGCCGGCGGCAGGGCAGCUACGCGCUCCACGCCAACGGCGUGCGCAAGCGGGGCAUGUCCAUCCUGCGCGAGGUGGACGAGCAGUACCACGCGCUGCUGGAGAAGUACGAGGAGCUGCUGGGCAAGUGCCGGCGCCACGAGGAGAGCCUGUGCCACGCCGGCGUGCAGACGUCCCGCCCCGUCUCCAGAGACCCCUCCAUGAAGGAGUACAGCAUGGCCGCCGCGGGGCCCUCGACGUCCGGGGCCGGGGCCACCGCCGGGGCCGUGGCCUCGCCGCCCACGCCCCCGCAGACCCCCUCCACCCCCGAGGCCCUGGAGGGGAUCAGCAGGCAGGUGGAGCAGGUGGACAAGCGGCUCAGCCAGAACACGCCGGAGUACAAAGCCCUGUUCAAGGAGAUCUUCUCCCGGCUGCAGAAAACCAAGAGUGACGUGAACUCCAGGAAGAGCAGGAAGGCUCACAAAUGAGCUCCUCGGAUAAGCUCCCGACAGCACCUGCACCG
Messenger RNA from Salarias fasciatus (jewelled blenny), 1667 nucleotides. It is a transcript of the gene cdr2l, whose product is annotated as cerebellar degeneration-related protein 2-like. The record is from RefSeq and is a predicted model, not a curated record. The transcript has 5 exons. Bases 175 to 1632 code for a protein of 485 amino acids. Lineage: Eukaryota; Metazoa; Chordata; Actinopteri; Blenniiformes; Blenniidae.